Messenger RNA from Aureobasidium pullulans EXF-150, 700 nucleotides. RefSeq lists its product as uncharacterized. NCBI's taxonomy places the organism in Eukaryota, Fungi, Ascomycota, Dothideomycetes, Dothideales, Saccotheciaceae. The record is from RefSeq and is a predicted model, not a curated record. Bases 62 to 643 code for a protein of 193 amino acids. The transcript has a single exon.
ACCGACGAAGGACUAGUACUUUUAUUUUCGCCACUCGGUGCUGUUCCACUUAUAUUUGACAAUGAUUCCUCAGUUCGUCGUCACUUGUCCCUCUGAUUUGGCCAGGCUUGCUGGCGAGAUCUCCUCGGAGCAGGUUCAGCUUCCCAUCACAACCGUCGAAUUGCAGCUGCUCUUGCCUCUUACUACAUCGGAUGAGGUUGAACGAUGUCUCAAUGACGCCGAAAGCUUCUCCUGUCAUGCUUACGAUCUCCGCACUACCAGGCGAGAUGCCAUAAGGGUACUCAGCUUGACGCCGAUGUUCAAAACCUGGCGCUUAGUCUGGUCCAAAUUUCCCCCAGAAGCCGUUCAGAACUUCAUCUUCAACAUCAACUUACCUGCUUCAAGUAUCGUGACCACUUGGGCAGAUUCAAGAAUUUACUGGAGGCGUUCUGUACCUAAUACUGGAGGACUGGCUGUUCUGGAAGGCAGAGUUUUUCAGGCGGUCUUGGAACUUGCUACCGUCAUGAGAAUCAGGAGUAAAGGGAAAGCCAGUUUUAGCUUGAAGGGGGUUGAGGAGUAUGUGGCUAUGCAGUCUCAGAACGAUCGCAGAAAAGAGAUUGUCUUUAGCAGCUUAAAGGCCACACUGCAGCAGCUUUCGAAUUAAGAUGUUACAUCUAAUCAAGUCACUAAUCGUUAUUGCUAUCGUUCUUUUAGGCUAACA